This is a messenger RNA of Rasamsonia emersonii CBS 393.64, 2976 nucleotides long. RefSeq names its product Sexual development transcription factor SteA. The transcript has 9 exons. NCBI's taxonomy places the organism in Eukaryota, Fungi, Ascomycota, Eurotiomycetes, Eurotiales, Trichocomaceae. The coding region runs from base 1 to 2976 and encodes 991 amino acids. Gene Ontology annotation, molecular function: DNA-binding transcription factor activity. Gene Ontology annotation, biological process: regulation of DNA-templated transcription; sexual reproduction. Gene Ontology annotation, cellular component: Tec1p-Ste12p-Dig1p complex; Ste12p-Dig1p-Dig2p complex; nucleus. The record is from RefSeq and is a predicted model, not a curated record.
AUGUCGACGAGUGACCCGUCAAUUUGGGUCUCUGAUGCCUACCUAGCAAUCGUAUCUCGUAUCUCGUAUUCUACAGCACAACGGGAUUGUCGACAGCGAUACACAUGGCAAGAUUAUUGUUAUUCAGACUCUGGCACGCUUCUCGCCAUUCUUCAAUCGGACCUGUCGGAUGGUUGCGGACGCCGACUGGACAGAUGCCAUCAGAUCACGAGGCCCCUUGCCUGGACAGCCAGCCCGUCUCUUCGCUCGCUUGUGGGUGGCCGUCGGCUGCGUGCUGGAUGGUCCACACAGUCCCAUGCCUGGCAGGGAUGCUUGAAGGAUCCGCACUGGUGCUAUUGCCAGAACGGACACCACGGCGGUGCGAGUGCAGUUACAUUGGCCAGGACAACGGUGAACUGUAUCCAGUCUGACAGGUCGCUGCUGUCGCGUCGGACCCUGGUUGGUGCCGGGCCACCGCCAGGCGUUACCGGCCGCCCGCUGUUACGCGGUACCGUUCUGCCAGUGCCUGGCCUCGUGGUUGGCUUCUCCACCCCACUCGCCGGCCGCCGUACGAUACCGUACGAUAAAAAUAGCGGGCCGAGAAACAAAGCCGCCAGCUCGCUUCCAGCGCUGGCCUUCUCGACCACCCACCUGCGCCUUCCUGUUCCCCUGGCGGGUCCGCGCCUUCCUGCCCGCUCUGGCCUGACUAAGAUCCCUGGGCCAGCCUGCUCGCCGUCCUCGCCGGAUCGCUCCUGCCCGUUCGAUCUGCACUACUCCCCGAAUUCCUGCUUCCCAAUUCUCCAACCGAAUGCUUCUUUAACCCCUCUGCCGCCAACCCGCCGCUUGGGCCGCCGUCCUUCUUUCCCAGACCUCGUGGCCAGAUCUGGCCUCUUUAACCCAGUAAUUGCGGUCGCUGCGUGUUGGAAGAAUGCUGUCAUGGCGCCUCCGCAGAAGCCGGAGACGUUCAUGCUUUCCAGCGAGGCUAUGAAGAGUCUCCCACAGGACGCCCAGGUCGCACUUCAGCAGGUUGACAACCUCAAAUAUUUCCUGAUCUCCGCACCCGUCGACUGGAAUCCGGAUCAGUGUAUCAGGCGCUUCUUGCUUCCAACGGGUGACUAUAUCUCUUGCGUCCUUUGGAACAAUCUUUUCCACAUUUCGGGCACCGACAUCGUUCGAUGUUUAUCCUUCCGAUUCCAGGCCUUCGGCCGCCCAGUCAAGAAUACCAAGAAAUUCGAGGAGGGUAUCUUCUCUGACCUACGGAAUCUGAAGGCCGGUACCGAUGCAUCGCUGGAAGAGCCCAAGAGCCCCUUCCUCGACUUCUUGUACAAGAACAACUGUAUCCGCACGCAGAAGAAGCAGAAGGUCUUCUACUGGUACAGUGUACCGCACGACCGACUGUUCCUCGACGCGCUGGAGCGCGACUUGAAGAGAGAAAAGAUGGGUCAGGAGGCGACCACCGUCGCGGUUGCUGAACCGGCUCUGUCCUUCGAGUUCGACCCGUCCCAGUCGCUUUACGAGCAGCUUACGAAGGCACAGCAAGCAAACUCUUCAUCUUUUUCUUUACACGCAAGUACGACAUUUGGCCCAUCCACCUCUCCAGUGGUUCGGACCGUUGACGCUAUGCCUCCUCCCCAGAUGGCGCCGUCAGUGUCGAUCUUUCCCGAGGACACUGGGAGUUCGGCCAUGUACAAUCCAGUCAACGUGCCGGUGAAGCGCGAGAACGACUUUGGUCAGAUGUCCUAUGACCGCAACGGAAUGCAGGUCGCUCGCAUCCACCAGCGUCAUACUUCGAUGCCGGCCUACAUGGAAUACUCACCCGCUCCCUCCUUUGUCUCGUCGCAGUAUGAAGACUACAGCAACCGGGGUCUCUCUUACGAGCCGAUCACCCCGCCGCAGCAAACGGUGCCUCUGGGUCCCGAGCCCGCAUAUAUCGCGAAUGAGGAUACUGGACUUUACACGGCCAUUCCUGACGUGGGUUCGAAUACCUUCAACCAGAUGGUGCAGCUGCCGCCUUCGAAUUUCUCCGGGACUCAUUUUACCGGGGCUAGUCGUCAUUUCCCCGGAAAUGUGUAUUCCGUGAUCGAGGGCUCACCUACCUACAAGCAGCGGCGGCGACGGUCAUCCAUUCCACCAAGUAUCACCAACGCCAUCGCCGCGGCCCAGUCAUCGGGCGCCCAGAGCCAGCAAACGACAUACGCCGCCCACAAGCCAAGUGACCUCCGGCGUUCCAUCUCAAACUCCGUGGCUCCGGUCACCGAGGCGGACGAAUCGAGUCUCACAUCAUCUGCGGAGACUAUGGCCAAUGGCUACUCGUCCACUGUCACAUCCCAGAAGGACCUGCUGCAUGACAGCUCACGAAACGGGACCCCGCUGCCCAGUCUGGAAGAAGGUGUCGAGCAGACCUUGCCGCUCACCAACAAUCACGAUGAUUUCUCGAAUCAUGAAUCUGUCGAAGCGUCGAUCCCACCUAGCGCUCUCACUCGGACGGACCGUCCGGGUCCCGUGCGCCGUGCCCGGAGCGCCACCAUGAUGGAACUGGGCCCCUACCCGCAGAAGUCUCAUUCUUGCCCUAUCCCAUCAUGUGGCCGUCUCUUCAAAAGACUAGAGCAUUUGAAACGGCACGUGAGGACCCAUACCCAGGAACGACCAUACCAGUGCCCGUACUGCAACAAAGCCUUCUCGCGGUCCGAUAACCUGGCACAACACCGUCGCACCCAUGAGUCGCAGCAAGACGGCCAGCAGCAGCAGCAACAACCUCUCAGCGAUGAGGACGUGGAGAACGUGGAGAACGUAGAGAACGUGGAAAACGAGGAAAACGAAUUUGGUUCUCUCGAGGGUGAAUCGCCCGCCUCGGACUCGAAUAACUUCUCCACUUCCAAUGAUGUGAGCAUGGCGACGGUCACAUCGAUGCCUUCCACCCUCACCAUGCCGACCUCCAUGCCGACGAUGGUCUCCCCCCAGAUGAUCACCCCUCAAUUUUUGCAGCAGCAGAUCUGA